Molecule: messenger RNA, 1352 nt
Organism: Drosophila subobscura
Lineage: Eukaryota; Metazoa; Arthropoda; Insecta; Diptera; Drosophilidae
Product: POU domain protein 2-like
Exons: 3
Coding region: 597-1352 (251 amino acids)
Source: RefSeq, a predicted model, not a curated record
UCAAUCAAAAAGCGUGUCUCCCGCCCAGAGCACAGAGCAAGCAGCCAAGAAGUGUUUCGUCCCCGAGGCGAGGAUCAAAACCGAUCCCCAAAACCGUAUCGAAGGGCGUGAAGCAGUCGCAAGACUCAGCCAAUUACAAUUUCUAAAAAGUGUUUGCCAAAAGAAACAAUUAAAUUAUAAUUCGAGCGCGAUUUCCCGGUGUCGUGUGUCCCGUGCCCAGCAGGCAAGGCAGGAGGUGCGCCAGCAGCCCCAUGUGAGGCGGCAGGAGAGGCAAGAGGCAAGAGAAUAUAUCGCCAACGGUCCAUGGGUCAAUAUCAUAAUCUGAGACAGCAGCAGGAGGAGCAGGAGAAGCAGCAGAGGCAGACGGAGCAGAAGGAACAGGAGAAGCAGUGAGAGCAGCAGAGGUGGAAGAGAGCAGGCGGAACAGUGGAAGCAGGCGGAACACUCGUCGUUGAAGCAGCAAACAAGUCGCCAGAGGCGGCAAGGAGCACUGGACGUUGUCAUAAAUCAAAGCGACGCAAUUUGCUGCUGACGAACUGCGUGCAACGGCAGCAGCAACAACAGGGGCAGCAAACAGACAAGAAACAACAACAACUAUGCCAUUACUGCUGGCCACAACGCUCGGCAACAAUUCCCAUCAUCAACACUUGAGCUCUGUCGAACAGUCAGCAGCCGCAGCAGCAUCCAGCAUGUUGCUGACGUCCCAAGCAGCCGCAGCAGCAGCAGCAGCAUCAUCAGCCGCAACACACUGCCUUGCAACAGCAACAUCAGCUACACACUGUCUGGCCGCAGCAGCAGCAGCAACUAGAACAGCAACAACAACAACAGCUUCGGCAGGUGUUAAUGUUCAAAUUACUGGCAAAGGCGUUGCGCUAGUCAAUGAUCAACUGCAACUGCCACAACUAACAGCAACAUCAGCAGCUAAUUAUGCCGCUAACGUUGGCCAUUUGAAUGGCUUUAACCCUAAAGACAACUGCCCACCAGUUGCAGUUGCAGCCAGCAAAGAGGAGCAGCAGCAGAGCUAUGAGGGAUUGCUGCGCCUGCCGCAGAUCCAAGUCAAACAGGAAUUCAUGGAGUCGUUGCUGGACAGAGCCAGCCAAAAUCCCAUGAGCCAGCAGCAGCAGGCAGCGGCAGCGGCAGCAGAUAAUCGUUGGCGAAAAUCCAGCAGCAGAACGGGCUCGGGCCGGGCCGGGCCGGGCCGUUGCCAGACUCCCAGCGAUCCAUGCGAUCCAUAUGCGAUUUGUUUGCUGCAUUUUCGGCGGGGCAUAUUGCGUUGGGGUCUGGGGCUAUGGCUGCAGAUGGAGAUGGAGAGGGAGAGGGAGCGGGAGCUGGUACUGGUGCUGUGGCACUGA